Molecule: messenger RNA, 1983 nt
Organism: Dryobates pubescens (Downy woodpecker)
Lineage: Eukaryota; Metazoa; Chordata; Aves; Piciformes; Picidae
Gene: TMEM115
Product: transmembrane protein 115
Exons: 2
Coding region: 89-1150 (353 amino acids)
Biological process (GO): retrograde vesicle-mediated transport, Golgi to endoplasmic reticulum
Cellular component (GO): Golgi apparatus; membrane
Source: RefSeq, a predicted model, not a curated record
GGUCGGGGACCGAGCGGGGCCCGGCCCGGGGGAGGCGGCCCCGGCGGGCGGGCGCUGGAACAGUCCCGUUCUGCCGGUGGGGCCGAAGAUGCGGCGGUAUCUGCCGGUGGCCCGGCAGCACUUCCUGGCGGCGCUGGCCGGCACGAGCGUGGUGGUGAAGUCGCUGAGCGCCGCCGUCCUCCUCCUCUACCUGCUCUCCUUCGGCCUGGACACGGCCUACGGCCUGGGAGUGACCCCUGGGUAUCUCCUGCCCCCCAACUUCUGGGUGUGGACGCUGCUGACGCACGGACUGGUGGAGGAGCGGGCAUGGGGCCUGGCGGCCAGCCUGGCCACUCUGGGGGUGGCUGGACGGCUGCUUGAGCCCCUCUGGGGAGCCCUGGAGCUGCUGGUCUUCUUCGCGGUGGUGAACGUCUCGGUGGGGCUCCUGGGGGCCCUUGCCUACUUCCUCACCUACGUGGCCUCCUUCCACCUUCCCUACCUGUUUGCCGUCCAUAUCCACGGCGGGCUUGGCUUUCUCGGGGGAGUCUUGGUGGCUCUCAAGCAGACGAUGGGGGACAGCACUGUGCUGAAGGUGCCCCAAGUCAGAAUGAAGGCUGUCCCUAUGCUCCUGCUCCUUCUCCUGUCUGUGCUGCGGCUUGCUGCCCUCGUCGAGAGCAAUGUACUGGCCUCGUACGGCUUUGGGCUCCUCUCCAGUUGGGUCUAUCUCCGUUUCUACCAGCGGCACAGUAGAGGCCGUGGAGACAUGUCCGACCAUUUUGCCUUCGCCACUUUCUUCCCCGAGAUCCUGCAGCCUGUGGUGGGUCUGGUGGCCAACGUGGUGCACAGCAUCCUGGUGAAGGUGAAGGUCUGCCGCAAGACAGUCAAACGCUACGAUGUGGGUGCCCCAUCAUCCAUCACCAUCAGUCUGCCGGGGACAGACCCCCAGGAUGCUGAGAGGAGAAGACAGCUGGCCCUGAAGGCCCUGAACGAGCGGCUGAAACGUGUGGAGGACCAGUCAGCCUGGCCGAGCAUGGAGGAUGAUGAGGAGGAGGCGGUAGUAGUGGUGGCAAAGGCUGACAGCCCACUGCUGGCUGACCCUGGCACUGCUGGAAAGGGCACCAGCCAGGAGUCCAAUCUCAUCACCUUCCAGGAUGCUCCAUCCCAGCUGUGACCGGCCAACACACCAACCCCUUCCCCACCCUGUCUCCGUCGGAGAGCUGCUAACCCUCCUCGUGUCCCCUCCCACAGCCGGGACCCUCGGCAGGGAGCAGGGACUCCUUCCACAGCAGAGGCAAGGGGCUACCUCAUUCCAAUGCUUCAUUGCUGCCCGUGGCCAGCACUGGGCACCCAGGAUGAUGCUGCUGGCACCACCACAAGCACGGGGGUUCCUGGAGCUGCUCCCCUCAGCACAGGACAGGCCGUGGAUGUCGGCACUGGCAGCUGUGCUGGGAGGGGGACAUGGGGCUGUCCCCUGCGCUGAGGCCACUGCACUUGCCCAGGUGGGAGCAGUCAGCAGCGCUUCCUCGCUUCUCCUCUGCACCAGGGGUCGGUCAGAGUGCUCAACACUUUCUCCUCCUUUCUGAAGGUAGUUUUGUCCCUAACCAAGGGAAUGGGAAGGCUGGCAGGUUUCUUUUCUGAAUCCCUUUCCUAUGGGGAGCCUCCCCCAGCCCCAGCAGGAGCUCACCAUGACUGGUGAGAGGUUUGCCAAGCAAGGGGGUGGGCUGCUGGACAAGAGGGGGCCACCCAGCCCCUCGUGUUGGUGGUUCAGCACCACCAGCUCUGGGUUUUGUGCACGGGGUGGUUCUCUUUUCCUUGCUCUCCUGCCCCUGAUGCCAGCCCUGCCAGGAGCCAGUGCCUUUGGACACUCCUUGGCUAAUCUGUCAGCUUACACUAAAAGCUGGAAUUAAUUUUUACAGUGAGGCUGUGCUGCUUCCUCUGGCAGCAAGUUUUCUUUCCUGUGGGUAGAACAGGGGCUCCCCCUUCUCUUUCCCUCCAUGUUGAUGA